AUGAGUUCUCCUAGAGAUUGGAUUAGUAGUUUGCCAGAUGAGAUUCUUGGCAAAAUCAUGUCUUUGCUUCCGACAAAAGUGGCUGCAUCGACAUCGAUUCUGUCCAAGAGGUGGAAGAAUCUGAUGGGUCUUGUAGACAGCCUUUCUUUCGAUGAAUCGAUGGUUGUGUAUCCAAACGAAGAAGAAGCAGCAAGUGGGACACACCGCUUCUUAGAUUUCGUAGACAAGACAUUCGCCGAUCUGUUAAGCAACUCUCGCAUCAAGAAGUUCUCUCUGUCUCGUGUACAUAAAUAUAAAUAUGGCGAGUAUGAAUUCGAUCGUGUGAGCCGUUGUGUCAGCCGUUGGAUUCAGACUGCUUUUGAACGCGGUUUAUUGGAGCUACACCUGCACGCCGGCCCCUGUUCCGGUUUAUAUAUAGAGACGGAGUUGUUAACGAGCAAGACACUGGUUAAGCUCACACUCUCCGGUGACUAUUUUCUUGAAGUGGAGGGUGUGUUUUUCCCAGCGCUUAAAUCACUUGACCUCUUAUCUCUCUACGGUCUUGAUUACCCCAACUUAUAUCGUCUCCUCCAUGGCUGCCCUCUCUUGGAAGACUUAUUCAUACGUGAUGAUCCUUUGCAUCCCUCAGGUGGCGGCCUUGACCUGGAAAGUGAAUCCAUCAGGCGACUUGUGGUUUAUCUCAAUCGUCCCACGUGUCCAGCGGAUCAGGAUUUAACUUGUUUCGAAGCACCAAAUCUUGUCUACCUUGAGUAUUCUGGUUAUGUCUCCAGGGAUUACACCUGUGUUGAUCUGGAUUCGCUUGUCCAUGUCAGGCUGAGUCUCAGGUUAUGGGUGCCAACUAACACUUAUGAUGAUGAUGAUACCGAUAUGGAUAUCGACGGUGGUUAUGCUUCUUCUGAUGAUGAGCAACCAAAUCCAGCUCCACCUCCACCUAUAUAUGGUGACGUUACAAAUCUAGUUGCAGGUAUAACCAGCAUUACGACCCUUCACUUGUCUCCCGAUUCCCUUGAGGCUUUCCAUUUCUGUUGCGAAUCUAUGCCGGUGUUCAACAACCUCCUUAAUUUAUCUAUUGAGAGUAACAAGGAAAAAGGUUGGCAAGUAAUGCCACUUCUGCUCAAGAGUUGUCCAAAUCUACACACUUUAGUCAUCAAGGGUCUUGUGCAUAGAGUAACAAAUAGAUGUGGAGAUGCAUGCGCUUGCGUCCCUAAGAAGAAGGAGGAGGAUUUAAGUUGUUUAUGGACAUGUCAAGUGAAGGUGGUAGAGGUUUAUGAGUAUGGAGGUUCUUUUCAAGAGAUGAAACAGAUGAUACAUUUCUUGGACAAGUUGGCAUGUCUUGAAACUGUGAAAGUUGGUGUUGCCGCGGACAAGUACCACCAGAGGAAGUUCUUGCGAGCUAACCUGCUGAAUCUACCCAGAGUUUCGUCAAAGUGCGACAUCCAAUUCAUCUGA
Messenger RNA from Microthlaspi erraticum, 1449 nucleotides. NCBI's taxonomy places the organism in Eukaryota, Viridiplantae, Streptophyta, Magnoliopsida, Brassicales, Brassicaceae. The record is from the annotation of a GenBank genome assembly.